Canis lupus familiaris (dog) is the source of this 2187-nucleotide messenger RNA. RefSeq names its product Myb/SANT DNA binding domain containing 3 (gene MSANTD3). Bases 563 to 1390 code for a protein of 275 amino acids. The transcript has 3 exons. NCBI's taxonomy places the organism in Eukaryota, Metazoa, Chordata, Mammalia, Carnivora, Canidae. The record is from RefSeq and is a predicted model, not a curated record.
GCUUCAUUAUACUCGUUGCAGAGUGGUUGUGCAGAUGGAAUGAGGUAGAGUCGGGGGUUUUAGCCCUGUGUUACAGAUGAAACGCUGGAGAUGAACUGACUUGGUCGAAGUCACACAGCUCGGUGAGGGGUGAAGUCAGGAUUCGAGGCCAGGUUUUAUGCACUCAGUGUCUUGGUUCACUUCACUUCACGAGCAGUCAUUCAUUAAAGUUUAAAAGGUCCUGACACCUGUCCCAGAUCUCAGCACUACCAAUCUCCAGUCACGCUUCCUAUUCUGAGUAUUGACUUCAAAGAGCUCCCUUCCCUUUUCCAUGAAAGGCAAUAGAAGUAAAAUCUGGCCAAGUUUCUCUAGUCUUUGCUCAAAUUUUAGGGCUUAGAUUGACUCUUGGGGGACUUGAAAUGUCAUUAGAUGGUGUGUUAGCUUGGACUGUCAUAAUAAAAUACGGCAGACUAGGUGGCCUGAACAUCAGAAACGUAUUCCUCACAGUUCCGGAGGCUGGGGAGUCCACGAUCAAGGUGGUGCCAAUGAGGAUAGCUAACAGCCAGGAAAAAUAUAGUGGAAAAUGCAAAACAACGAAAUUAUAAAACCUGCCAAAUACUUCUCGGAGUUGGAAAAGAGCAUCCUGCUUGCUUUGGUAGAAAAGUACAAAUAUGUGCUGGAAUGUAAGAAAAGUGAUGCGCGAACUAUUGCACUCAAGCAGCGUACCUGGCAGGCGCUUGCCCAUGAAUACAACUCUCAGCCAAGUGUGUCACUGCGGGAUUUCAAACAGCUGAAGAAGUGCUGGGAGAACAUCAAGGCUCGGACCAAAAAGAUUAUGGCCCAUGAGAGGAGAGAGAAGGUGAAACGGAGCGUCAGCCCUCUCCUGAGCACGCACGUCCUGGGGAAGGAGAAGAUCACCAGCAUGCUGCCGGAGCAGCUCUACUUCCUGCAGAGCCCUCCAGAAGAGGAGCCCGAGUACCACCCGGACAACGCAGCCCAAGAAUCAUUUGCUGUUUCAAAUAGAGAACUGUGCGAUGAUGAGAAAGAGUUCAUACAUUUUCCAGUGUGUGAAGGGACCUCUCAACCUGAACCCUCGUGUUCAGCUGUCAGAAUCACAGCCAAUAAACACUACAGGAGCAAAACCUCUCAGGAAGGUGCUUUAAAAAAGAUGCAUGAGGAAGAACACCAUCAACAAAUGUCCAUCUUACAGCUGCAGCUGAUACAAAUGAACGAGGUGCAUGUGGCCAAAAUCCAGCAGAUAGAGCGGGAGUGUGAGAUGGCAGAGGAGGAGCACAGGAUAAAAAUGGAAGUUCUCAAUAAAAAGAAGAUGUAUUGGGAAAGAAAGCUACAAACUUUCACCAAGGAGUGGCCUGUCUCCUCAUUUAACCGGCCCUUUCCCAAUUCACCCUAAGACUGCGGGGGUCGGCUCCCUUGUAACCAGCCCAUGUGGGCAAAGAAAGCCUGGAACGUGAACUUGCGGUCAGGAACUUGUAACAGAGCUACAAGUAGGAAACUUAGAGCGGUAGUAGUCGCGUAUUUAAGAAUACAUUCAGGUAAACAGCCAGCCGCACCCUGUGUACCCCUUCAGUGGCAAAGAAGCUGUUCCAGUCUCCUGAAAAUGAUCACUACGAGUGCUAUAAUUCUGAAUGUAAUGUCUCUUAAUUAGAAUUCAUACAAGAACCAUGUGCGAGUGUUGUUGUUGUAUUUUUUUAAAUCAGAUUGCAAGUGUGACUAUAAAGAAGUGUGGCUGAUUUUUUUUUUUUUUUUAAAUAGACAGCAGAACUUUUCUAUCCAAAUGAAUGGGCUCCUAUUGAAAGCAGCACAAAGACCCAGGAGGCCACACAUUGUUUCUGCAGUGGUGGUGCUGUUGCUCAGAACUUGCGGGAAGUCCUUAGGGAACCUCCCUGAGAGCCGCACACAGCACCUCUCUCAUUGUUUUUUGUUUUGUUUUGUUUUGUUUUUCUUAUCAGUGUCGUUUUUUUGUUUUUUGAGUGGCUUUUCUGAUUUUAAACAGUCCAGCAUUUGGAAGGAUAUUUUCUAAUGUGGCUCAUAAACUGCCUUUUAAGGCCUUUCCCCCAAAGAGGAGUUCCAAAUAGCAGCUCCAACCGUGAUAGUUUGUUGGAACUAAGGAUGUAACUGCUUUGAGGGAGAAACGUUCAUUAGAUUUCUAUAAUCUGUCAUGUCUGUUUUAUUAAAAGAUAAGACUUG